AUGGCUUUCCUUCGCUUGGCCUGCGCACUGAUGCUCCUUUUCUACAUCGAGAAUGCUUGCGCCAUCAGGGGGGGCGACGUCUCGAACGUGGAAUGCAAGGAGAAGCUCACCGUCACCGCAGCGAAGCAACACUUCAUGACCGAGGUGCAGAAGAUGCCAGCCACCGCCACAGCCUUGUGCAAUUGGGCGACGAAUGGACAAAAUCCAGACGCCAGGGAGGAGGCGCUGACGUACAUGGCCAAGCAGCUAAGCAAGCUGCAGGUGUGGAUCGCCGAAGAUUGGGUUCUUGCCAGGUGUUUGGAGUCUUGGGUGGAGGGUUAG
Symbiodinium natans is the source of this 321-nucleotide messenger RNA. The record is from the annotation of a GenBank genome assembly. NCBI's taxonomy places the organism in Eukaryota, Dinophyceae, Suessiales, Symbiodiniaceae.